AUGACGCAUGUAAGUAGAGAAGAAAGUCCACAUGGGCGGCAUUUGGGAGUUACUGAUGUCAUCAUGAUGAUUGUCCAACGUAUCAUUGGGUCUGGGAUCUUUGCUGUGCCAUCGAUGAUCUACAAAGAUGUUGGUGGUUCACCGGCACUAUUUUUCUUGGUUUGGAUCAUUGCAGGAUAUUCGAGUUAUGCAGGCCUCAUGUGUUAUGCGGAGUUAGGGUCUAUCAUCCCUAGAAGUGGUGGUCUAAAGGCUUUUUUGCCAGUCAUUUAUCACAAGCCUUACAUGAUGAUAAAUGUAGUUUAUGGAACUUACAUUCUUGUUUUUGGUUCGAUUGUUUCUAACGUCAUUAUUUUCGGUGAAUACUUCUUGUCUGCUUUGGGGUACUCGCAGGGUGAGUUCACAAAGCAGCAUUAUAAGACGGUUGGUAUAGUAUUUUUAGGAGGGCUGUGUCUCAUGUUACUGAUUCACACAAGGUUCGUUGUUAAAUUACAAACCAUUAUGGGUAUUGUAAAAAUCACCCUGAUAUCCUCCGUCUCCCUGAUAGGAAUUUUUGUGUUGGCGUUGCCUUCAAAUGAACCCAAAUUCACAAACAACAUACACACUAGCGAUUUUUUCACUAUCAAGACCCAAAUUACUAUUGCGUCAUUCAUUUCCGCCGUCAUGAAAGCUAUAUUUUCUUGUAAUGGCUGGCAGUCAAUUUAUAAUGUUCUUGAUGAGAUUAAAGAUCCCGUUAGAACAAUGAAAAUAGCUGCUCCUUCAUCAAUAUUUUUGAUACAGUUGUGUUUUUUCUUGAUUAACUUGACAUACCUGAUUAUUAUACCAUCAGAUGAACUGCUUGAAACUGAUAAAUUGGUAGGUCUUGUAUUGUUUGAGAAACUUUUUGGUAACUCACUGGGCAGGGUGAUCUUGUCCUCUCUAAUUGCAUUCUCUGUUGCUGGCAACAUAACUACAGGGAUCUAUCAUUCAUCGAGAGUAAACCAAGAAAUCUUCAAAGAGGGAUUUCUACCAUUCAGCAGGACUUUGGUAAAAAACUAUCCGUUCAAGUCGUCCCCGGGAUCUUUAUUACUUCCUCUUCUAAUUACAGCUUCAUUUCUUUUCGUACCAACAACUUCGAGUAUCUUCAGUUAUGUUAUUAAUUUGGAUGGUUACCCGUCUCGAUUCUUUUUCGGUCUUGCAUCCUACGGUAUCCUGGUACUGAGGAGACGAAAACCUGACGUUGUUCCAGGAAUAAAGGCUUCCAACUGGGAAAUUGGAUUCAUAAUAUCACUCUCUACCUUUAUGGUACUUGGUCCAUUGCUUAAACCCGAUAAUUCACGGUUCCCCGGUUUACCCAACUACACCUACGUUUCACUGUGCCUAUUGGGAGUGUGCACGUUGUACUGGUUUUUCAUGUUCAAGAUCGGUCCUAAAUUGUUUCAUUAUGAACUUUCGGAAAAACAUGAAACACUAAAUGACGGUAUGGUGAUCACAACGUGGGAAAAACUUAAAGACACCAUUCCUGGAACGUCGUACGGGUCUGUAUAA
Messenger RNA from Pichia kudriavzevii, 1524 nucleotides. RefSeq lists its product as uncharacterized. Lineage: Eukaryota; Fungi; Ascomycota; Pichiomycetes; Pichiales; Pichiaceae. The transcript has a single exon. Gene Ontology annotation, cellular component: membrane. The record is from RefSeq and is a predicted model, not a curated record. Gene Ontology annotation, biological process: amino acid transmembrane transport. The coding region runs from base 1 to 1524 and encodes 507 amino acids. Gene Ontology annotation, molecular function: L-amino acid transmembrane transporter activity.